This is a messenger RNA of Puccinia graminis f. sp. tritici CRL 75-36-700-3, 672 nucleotides long. RefSeq lists its product as uncharacterized. The transcript is spliced from 4 exons. Lineage: Eukaryota; Fungi; Basidiomycota; Pucciniomycetes; Pucciniales; Pucciniaceae. The record is from RefSeq and is a predicted model, not a curated record. Bases 1 to 672 code for a protein of 223 amino acids.
AUGCGUUUAGAAAUGCUUUGGAAAUUCACGACACUUCCUGCUGCUAUGUUUCUUUUUUGCCCUGUUUAUGCAAGUUUUGGAAGAAGGCAUAGUGAAGCCACUGUGUUCCGUGUAGCAGAACAUGCUGCCGGCCACACCCAAGUGUCCUCUCCGACUAGCGCUGUCCCAGAAGCCGUUCAUCCCCAAGCGCCGAUGGUAACCGAGCAAGUCCCAAGCCGUGAAACAGGUUCUAAGCAGGUCGCUAAUUCUCCGUCGGUUACUCUGCAAGGCAGCACAUCUCGCUCAGUUCCACCCGCUGAUACUGCCAAUAGAGCCAGGCUUGUUGAGUAUAUCCAGAUUGAAGAUGAUUCAAGUGACCCUGGCUCGCCUCCUCCACCCUCAAUCGUCAAUUCAAAGCCUUGUAUUAAACCAGCUGGUCCCUCAGCCCUGCCCUCGUGCAGCUCACAGCCUGCCCCUAAGCUAGUGUAUCAGCAGCAGAGGUCAUCCCUUCCUGCGGUCCCUGUUUUCCAAUUCCCAUACUCAGAAAACCAAGCUAUCUCUGCUAGUGGAGGCCUUACUAAUCAGGUUCAGCCUGAAGAGGUUGGUGCCCCAGCUGCCCAUCCCACCAAAGAUGACAACCACCUAACUCAGCACUCGUCAAAUACACCAAUGGGUAAAAAAAAUCCUUCUUGA